UGCGCUUUGGGCCCUUUGCUGCUGAGUCGGUGAAAAGGAAAAAGGGCAGGGGAAACAAUACAACAAUACCUUAUCCUGCAGCCGUUCUACAAAAUAGUGUGCGGUACCCAUUAUUUAUUGAAAGGUAAUUUGUUGGACGUAUUUGAGACAAGGGUCCGCUACUUUCCUCUCCCAUAUGAGCCUAGAUAUUUUAAAUGUGGUUGAGAAGGAUGAGGCUGUCAAUUGUCAGUAGUUUCUUUUCAACUGCCGUUCCUCUGCACUUUUAAUAUGAGAUGAAAUAAGCCUCUUGAUGAAGGACAGUAAUUGUGUCUGCUGGCUUCCAGCUGAGGAAGCACUGACCUUGUCAUUUUCACCAAACUCAAACUCAGAGUUCAUUUCCAAUGGGAAACUGCCUAUCUUGCUUCAAAACUCCCGCUCCUCCUCCUCGGCCAGCAGAUACAUCAAUUGCAAAAGUCAAGGAAGAUAUCCCUAGGCCAGAAGAAUUGCAAAGACUUACUCCUCUAACUACAGUUGAGCCUCAAUUGAAUGGUAACAUUAAACCAAUGGGGGACAAGCCUAGUCGGACGUUCUGUUCUCUGUUGCCUGGAUCUCUUGGAAGAGAAAAGGAAGUUUCUGAAGUUAAGAUCAACAACCUCUUUGAGGCAUAUAAAGAACCUAACAAAGAUGUCAUCCUUGCUGAUGGAAUAGAAAAACUUUGUUCUGACCUAGACUUAUCUCCUGAUGAAUUUAAGGUAUUAAUUUUAGCAUGGAGACUAAAUGCAGAACAAAUGUGCCAAUUUACUAGAUCUGAAUUUGUUACUGGAUGUAAAAAUAUGCAUGUUGACUCUAUUAAAGGAAUACAGCAGCGCUUGCCUGACAUUGCUCUUGAAGUUAGUAAAGAUCCAGAAAUUUUUAAAGAUUUGUAUAGAUUUACCUUCCGAUUUGGUUUGGAUGUCACUCGAGGUCAAAGAAUUCUGCCCUCUGAUAUGGCUAUUUGUUUGUGGAAGUUAGUUUUCACAGGAAAGGAGCCCCUCAUCUUACCUCGAUGGCUACAUUUUCUUGAAUCCCAUCCCCAUGUUAGGGGUAUUCCCAGAGAUACAUGGAAUAUGUUUCUCAAUUUUGCUGAAACUGUUGGUGAUGAUUUAAGUAGCUACGAUGACACAGAAGCAUGGCCUAGCCUAUUUGAUGAUUUUGUUGAAUAUGAGAAUGAUGCUGCAAAUCAGAAUGUUUCAAAGGAUAGGAUUGAUAAUGUAAUCAAAGAAAGUGAACGAUAACAACUUCUGUUUGUAGAUAUUUAUUGGAACUUCAGUCGUUUUACCUUUUCAAACUCCAGUGAAUUUGAAAACUGUAUCUGCUUAUGUUGCAAUCACCUUCCAAGAUAGCAUGCUAGUAGCAUGCACAUUGACUAAUUUUUUUACCUUGAGGCAUACAUAUUGCAAUUUCAGAAACGACGUUGACUAUCUUGACUUAGCUUUGGUGGUUUUCAUCCACUUGAAAUGACUGAAUGCAUAUUAUCCUUUUGUUUGUAGAAACACUCAUGUACUUAAUGAUCUGCUUAUUGUCAUUUUUUUGGUCAUAGAAGACGUUAGCAGAUUUUUGACUUGUUUGAAGACUGCAAGUGUACUUUAUUCGUAAAAAUUUCACAAGCCUUGUCAUUUUUAUUUUGAAUUUUCAUGUACAUUUGAUAUGAGACUGAGUUGUUUUCCUCCUCUCCCUCUUUGGUUGUUUGUAAUUGGCUUUCUCUGACACUCAUAUGUCUAAAACAUGUUGGCACGUAGAAAAAACGUCAAGUAAGCUUUUUCUUGAUGAAAGUGUUAUGAAAAACCGUAAUGAAUAUUUGACGCAAUCGGUUUUAAUUUUCAGGACAUGAAUUAUGGCAGUUCACGACUAAUGUAGUUGAUGUUAGGUGUGUUACUCGCCCAGGUGCAGAGUUCUCUUUGAAAUGGCUGUGAAUUUGAAUUUUAUGUUAUUUGCCUGAUUCCACCUGGUUUUCCUUUUACAUUUAUUUUUAAUUUUUUUGCACUGAUGAAUUUCUAAGUGACGCGUUUGACUGGGAAAAAAAAUAAUUUGUUUUAUUUAAGGCAACUGGAGCCAGUUCUUCAUCAAGAAAGGCUCUAAAUUUUCUCUGUAAAAGUUGCCUUUGUUAUCUUUCUUCUUCUUUAGGUUCUUUAUUUGUCAUUUUAUAAUGCAGUUAGACAACACAAAUUACCCAUGUUGUUCUACACAACUCCACGGCAGUCAUUAAUUCUAGCUUGAACCCACUCCCAGAUAGGGCCACAAGUCCUUCUUGAAAAACGAUUUUCUUUUUCUUUUUCACAGAUUUGUUAUAUUUUAUAUGUGUCAUUGUUGAAGACUGAAAACUUUUUGGAUGUGAAGUAAUUGUUAAAUGCAAUAUAUGGUUUAAAUUCAUUGCUAGUUUUUCACUGGUUAGUGGACACUGUGAGUGCGGUUAACAUCUUCUAUUGCUCUUGCUCACUCAACUGAAAUAAAAAUAAUUAAAAAUUACCUUACUGCCAUAUCUGAUAGUUGAUCAAAUUGGGAAGUGUGGCCCUGCCAUAUGUUGUUGAACAUUCUUGUCAAGGUCGAUUAUGUGUUUUUGUAAUUGUUUUUUUCCAUCUUGUUUUUUGUUUUAUUAAAAUUGUGUGGAUGGUCAUGUUGAUGACUCAGUAUUGUCUGAUGGUUCACCUGGUACUAUCAGAUUCUUUUGUAAUUUGCAUCACAGCAUAGAUUCUUGGAUCCUGUGCUGACAGGAAGUUAACAGUUGCAAAUUGUUCCACAUCCUUUUCUUUUUAUUUUCAGUAGGGUGUAUGUCUUAAAUUUUCUCCUCUUUGUUAUGUAUGUUAUAAUAUCUAUAAAUCCUGCUUAAAUCUUAUCUCUCAACUUAUCCAUGAGUCAAGGGCUUACCAAACUAAGUUUUCAAAAGAUCAUCUUAUUGCAUCUUAAGAUAAAAUUAAAUUUAGUCAAUUAACUCACUCUUAAGAGGUAUUCUAUUAUAUGUUGUAUCUUAUAGUUGUGAUUUUAUGCAUCUCCUGUUCGUUGGGCUCAUUGGGGCUUCUAUUCCACUGUUAAAAGUACUGUGACCAUUACGUCUCUUUCAUAUUUAAAAAGCCCACUGUUCAUUUUUCUACUCAUUUGUUUUUUAAUGUGAAGGCAUCACCUAAAAUAUGCUGAUUUAAUGGAUUAUUUUCACCGUACCAUAGUUUAAACUGACUUCUGCAUGACAACAUUAUACAGUCGACUUUUCAGUUCGUUCUUAAUUGUGAUUUUACUGUGCCACUUAACAUCUUUCUUGAUUAUUUUAUUUUAAUGCAGCACAAUGUGAUGUAAUUUCCACUCAUCCGCUGAAGCUGUUGCUAAUAUUAAAGCAAUCUUAUCA
Molecule: messenger RNA, 3355 nt
Organism: Thrips palmi
Lineage: Eukaryota; Metazoa; Arthropoda; Insecta; Thysanoptera; Thripidae
Gene: SCCRO3
Product: DCN1-like protein 3
Exons: 3
Coding region: 381-1253 (290 amino acids)
Biological process (GO): positive regulation of ubiquitin-protein transferase activity; protein neddylation
Cellular component (GO): ubiquitin ligase complex
Molecular function (GO): ubiquitin conjugating enzyme binding; cullin family protein binding; ubiquitin-like protein binding
Source: RefSeq, a predicted model, not a curated record